Anopheles darlingi is the source of this 2415-nucleotide messenger RNA. Its product is annotated as sodium-coupled monocarboxylate transporter 1-like. The transcript is spliced from 5 exons. Gene Ontology annotation, molecular function: symporter activity. Gene Ontology annotation, cellular component: membrane. The record is from RefSeq and is a predicted model, not a curated record. Lineage: Eukaryota; Metazoa; Arthropoda; Insecta; Diptera; Culicidae. Gene Ontology annotation, biological process: transmembrane transport; sodium ion transport. Bases 271 to 2340 code for a protein of 689 amino acids.
CGACCAUAACUCGCGAUCCACUACUGGCCGAGAUCAGUCGACAUCGCGGCACGCUCAUCGUCACUCGUAGGAUAAGCUGCUUUUCGUUCGUAAAGUUCUUUCUCAUCGUGAGUCACUUAAAAAACGGCCAAAGCAGGUUCGUCUACCACGAUAUCAAAAAUAUUUUUGGAAGCGCGUGUGCCUUGUGACGUUUGUUAUCACCAGUUGCUUACGGGUUUACCCUUCUAUUGGGCUACUGUCAGCGAGAUUAGUUAGCACGCGAUCUAAAACAUGGAAGACGAUACCGUACUGCUGGAGGAUUCUUCCUUCGAGGCUUCCAGUGUUCCAACAACGGCUACAACAGAGAAAUCCACGUCUGCGGAUCCACUGUCCACCGUAGUACAAUCGAUCGUUACCGAAGCAACUAAAUUGCUAGUAUCGAUAACGGAUCCUAGUACCUCCGCGAUGGAGACUACAACGUCAACCAGUGCCAGUGAUCAAAGCACAACUUCCACCUUCACUACGGAAACCUCUACGUGGACGCUAAUGGAUGUGGUCAGCUCUAGCACAGCAGCAUCGGUUGGUGGGGUGAUCAAGGAAGUGCUCCUCUUUUCUUGGUUCGAUUACACCAUCUUCGCUCUGCUGCUACUCCUUUCGGCGUUCAUUGGAGCAUACUUUGGAUUUAUCUCCAAGAUAAAACAGAACAACACGAAGGAGUAUCUACUCGGAGGCAAAACGAUGAAUAAGUUUCCGGUGUCCGCCUCGCUUAUUGCAAGCCACAUUUCGGGAAUCACGAUGCUUGGAGUUCCCUCGGAGAUGUACAGCCAUGGAACGCAGUAUUGGAUGUUCAUAAUACCUGCCUUAUGUGUGGCAUUCCUUAUGAAGAUGAUCUACCUGCCCGUGUUCUACGAUCUUCAGGUGACGUCCGCCUUUACGUACCUGGAGAUGCGAUUCGAUAAGUUCGUCCGCUCGGCUGCCAGUCUGGUGUACGCGAUUCAGUGUAUCAUCUACAUUCCGAUCGUAAUUUACGUUCCGGCGCUAGCUUUCAGCCAGGUUACCGGUAUCAAUCUGCACGUGAUAACGCCAAUCAUUUGUGUGAUCUGUAUCUUCUACACAACCGUCGGUGGUUUGCGGGCAGUGGUGUGGACUGACACGCUACAGUUUAUCCUCAUGAUCGGUGCCUGCCUGGCGGUCAUUGCGCUCGGUAUAAGCUCCGUCGGUGGAUUCUUCGAAGUGUGGCAAGCGGCAGAACGUGGCAAACGGUUGGUCUUCUUCAACAUGGAUCCGAAUCCGUUCGUAAGGACCUCGUUUUGGACGGUCUGCUUCGGGCUGACCACACUAUGGGUCUCCAACCUGGCAGUGAGCCAGGGUUGUGUGCAACGUUUCCUGGCCGUCCCGGAUCUUAAGGUGGCCAAGAAUUCGCUCAUCAUCUUCACCGCGGGUCUCAUUUUCGUCAAGAGCUGCUCGUGCUUCAUCGGACUGCUUAUCUACGCAAAGUACGAAACAUGUGAUCCAUACACCGAGCACAAGAUCACCAAAAUCGAUCAGAUUCUGCCCUACUAUAUCAUGGACGUCGGGGCGAAGAUCCCCGGACUGCCCGGUCUAUUCGUAUCCGGUAUCUUCUCGGCGGCCCUUUCGACAAUGUCCUCCGUACUGAACACCCUGGCCGGUACCAUCUACGAGGACUUUAUCCGUCACCGGAUGCCGAACGCUACGGAGAAAACGGCCAGUAACAUCAUGAAGCUGCUAGUGGUGUUGCUCGGAGUGCUCGUCCUUGGGCUGGUGUUUGUGGCCGAACGGAUGGGCCAGGUGAUGCACAUUGCCAUCUCGCUGUCUGGUGUCACCUCCGGUACGAUGCUGGGAAUGUUCACCUUCGGUAUGAUCUCGCGACGGGUCAACACGAAGGGCAUCAUCAGUGCUUCGGUGGCGUCAAUGCUACUUACCGGAACGAUCAUGAUCGGAGCUCAGAUGAACCCGAAACCACCGAUGUUGCCGAUGCGGACCGAUGGCUGCGAAGAUGGUUCCUCAUUCGUUAGCAACAUUACUACGGCGGCCACAACCGUUUUGCUGGAAACUACGGAGAGUGUAACGACCACUGCGGACGAUAUACCGCUACUGUUCAAGCUAAGCUUCAUGCACUACUCGCUGGUUGGGUUGAUUACCUUCUUCAUCGUGGCUUACGUUGUCUCCGAGUUUACCGGCGCAGGAAGUAUCAGUGACGAGCGGUUACUAGCGCCAUUCCUACGCAUUCCGGAGAAGCUCGAGAAGGAGAUGGCACUGAUGAAGCACAACAUCAAGUAUGAGGAAAUCGAUCUCGCACUACGCGAGCUACAGAAACCGAGCGAUUUGGAGAAGAAAUAGUGUCCUAAGAUCAGUAUCGUUAUUACGUUGUAAAUAAAUUAAUUGUUGUUAGUGAGUUACUUUAAACGGCCAACC